CAAGCUUUCUCUUCAUCUUCCAACGUUUUAAACCCGCGGAUCUAACCCUUGUCUUUUAGUCAUUCCAGUUUGUUUCGUUACGAGGUUGUUCCGAUUCCGAAUCUUCUUUCUCCAUUGUUCUGUGUUUGAUUCACAUAGGUUUUACUCAAUCGCUUUCAGAGAUUACGUGCUAUCCCUGGAUUACUUCAUAGCUUGAUAUGGCAUCCUCCAAGAAAAUGUGCUUCCAGCUUGGAAAGGAACAAUCCCAGUCUCCUUGCCUAACAGAUGUGGAGCCAGACAGAAUUAGUUGUUUACCAGAUCAUGUAGUAGAUCAUAUUCUGUCGUAUGUGUCGAUUAGGGAAGCGGUGAGAACAAGUGUUUUAUCAAGCAAAUGGAGGUACAAAUGGGCCACGCAACCGAAUCUUGUGUUUGACAACCAAUGUGUCCCUGUAGCUUCUCAGGACCUUACAAUUAUCAAGAACAAGCUUUUGAGAGCUAUUGAUCAUGUACUUUUACUUCAUUUUGGGGAAAUCAACAAGUUCAAGCUCUCACAUCGUGAUCUCAUUGGUGUGACUGAUAUUGAUCGUUGGACUAGCCAUCUAUGCAGAAGGUCUAUUAAAGAGUUUGUGCUGGAAAUCUGGAAAGGGCAACGCUAUAAGAUACCCUCGUACUUAUUUUCUUGUCAAAGUUUGACUCAUUUAGAAUUAUUCAAUUGUUGGCUUAAACCUCCAUCUAAUUUUCGAGGCUUUAGGAACUUGAAGAGUCUUGAUCUGCAACAUGUUACCUUGGCUCAAGAUGUUUUUGAAAAUUUGAUAUCCAACUGCCCUCAGCUUGAACGGUUGACUUUGAUGAACUUUGAUGGUUUCACUCAACUUAAUAUUGAUGCACCGAAUCUCCUGUUUUUUGACAUUGGAGGUAGAUUUGAGGAUGUUAGCUUUAAGAACACUUCCCAAUUAGCUGUGGUAUCUAUUGGUUUGUAUUUGAACUUUGAAAUCAACCAUAGUAGAUUGCAUGUUGGUUCAAGCAAUUUGCUCAAAUUUUUUUAUCAUCUGCCACACGUGCAAAGGCUAGAGGUUCAAAGCUAUUUUUUAAAGUAUUUAGCAGUGGGAGUUGUGCCAAUAAAUCUUCCGCGUGAAUGCGCUGAUCUAAGUUAUCUUUCCAUAAGAAUAAACUUCAAUGAUUCGAAGGAAAUUUCAGCUGCUCUUUGCCUUUUACGAAACUCACCUAAUCUACAAGAACUAGAAAUAUUGGGUCGACCUGAGGAGCAAACUGUUCUGUCAACAGACAACUAUUGUUGGGAAGAUGUCUAUUUGACUUGUUCAGUCAUGCAACUGCGAUAUGUGAGGAUAGAUGGUAUCUCUGGUAUCCAACCCGAGUUAGAUUUUAUCAGCUUCCUACUUAUUUACUCUCCUGAGCUAGAAAGGAUGACUGUGAAGCCUGGUUCAAGUGUUGGAUCAGAGUUGAUGAAAGAACUGUUGCGGUUUAGGAGAUCCUCGGGACGAGCUGAAAUUAUUUACGUGGAACCUUCUUAAUGCUUUAAUUGAAUUCUUAAACGUAUAUAUUAUCAUUUUAUUUUCUUCAUGUGGUGAG
Messenger RNA from Abrus precatorius (Indian licorice), 1569 nucleotides. RefSeq names its product F-box/FBD/LRR-repeat protein At1g13570-like. Lineage: Eukaryota; Viridiplantae; Streptophyta; Magnoliopsida; Fabales; Fabaceae. The coding region runs from base 198 to 1511 and encodes 437 amino acids. The transcript has 6 exons. The record is from RefSeq and is a predicted model, not a curated record. Gene Ontology annotation, molecular function: protein binding.